CGAGAAACCAACCUUAUUCUUGUGUAAGCCGUCCCUACUUUUAGAAGCUGCUUCCGACUUUAAACUCCUUCCCGGGCCAGAUCAUUUCAAGAUGGGCAUUCACGGCCUCACAAAGUUGCUAAGCGAUAACGCGCCAGGAUGCAUCAAAGAAACAAAAUUUGAAAACCUUUUCGGACGCAAGGUGGCAGUCGAUGCAAGUAUGCAUAUCUACCAAUUCAUGGUCGUCGUGGGCCGGCAGGGCGACCAGCUGCUGACCAACGAAGCCGGCGACGUUACCAGCCAUCUACAAGGGAUGUUCUUCCGAACAGCCAAGAUGUUGGAGGCGGGCAUUAAGCCUGUUUACGUUUUUGAUGGCAAGCCACCGCAGCUGAAGAAGGACCAGCUUGCUAUGCGCACGGAGCGCAGGACUGACGCCAACGCCGAGCUCGAGAAGGCUAAGGAGUCGGGCGACGCGGAGGCCAUCGAGAAGUACAGCAAGCGCUCCGUGCGUGUCACCAAGGAGCACAACGAGGAGUGCAAGCGGCUGCUGCGGCUGAUGGGCGUGCCGGUGGUGGAGGCGCCCUCGGAGGCGGAGGCGCAGUGCGCGGAGAUGGCCAAGUCGGGGCUGGUGUACGGCCUAGCCACGGAGGACAUGGACGCACUCACGUUUGGUGCGCCGCGUGUCAUCCGCCACCUCAUGGCACCCAGCAGCUCAAACGUCCCGGUUCAGGAGAUCGACCGGGCUGUGGCGCUGCAGGAGCUGGGGCUCACGGACGACGAGUUCAUCGACCUGUGCAUCCUCAUGGGCUGCGACUACUGCGGCACCAUCCGGGGCAUCGGGGCGGUGAGGGCGCUGCAGAUGAUCAAGAAGCACGGCAGCAUCGAGGCGCUGCUGGCGGAGCUGGACACCACCAAGUACCCGGUUCCGGAGCCCUUCCCGCACAAGGAGAGCCACGAGUUCUUCAAAAAUCCCGAGGUCACCCCGGCAGCCGAGAUACCGACACUCAAGUGGAGCGACCCAGAUGAGGAGGGGCUGGUGCAGUUCCUGGUGGGCGAGAAGAGCUUCAGCGAGCAGCGCAUCCGAGCCGCCGUGGGGCGCAUCAAGCAGCACAAGGGCAAGGCCAACCAGGGCCGACUAGACGCCUUCUUCUCCGUCAUGCCCAAGGCAAACAACGGCGACAGCGCCGCGAAGUCUAAAGGAGGGGACAAGAAGGAGGACAACAAGCGGAAAGGCGCGCCGGGUGCCGCAGCUGCCAAGGGCGGGCCGGCCAAGAAGGGCAAGUUUGGCGUCGGCGGUGGCAAGAAGUGAACUCUCGCAGCAUGUGGUUUUAACGAGAGAAAGUGCCGUAACACGGCCUCGGCCGGGAGACGUAUGACUAGGGGUGUAAUUGAGUGGGUUGGGGUGUAGUUGGUAACUGUGAAGUUGGAUUGAAGUUUGGGCGGACGGGACGCAGGAAGGCCUGAGAAUUGCAGUUGCCUGGUUGCUGUAAGGGUUGGUGGUGGAGGAGGAAUGUCGCUUUGCUUAGCCGUCUCGCCUUUCUUCUGGAGGUUUCCGUAGGGUUGGCGUAGGGUAGGACUUUACGGUAAAUGUUUUGCGCCGCUGCCAUCGCAGCAUACACAGAGGUGGAAAGGGUAGAUAGGUUCGGUUGCUUGGAUGAAUGGGUAGUUGAAUAUAUGGCUCGUUACUGCGUUUUGCUUGUGUGCUUGUUGCUACGGCAGCUUCCGUGCCCUCUUGUUUUCCUUUACCUCUACCGACAGAUUCAUUGAUUUUAUGAGCACGCAGGACCUCAUCUCGAACGCAACUUAUUUGCAGGUGUAUGCCUAACACAUACUUACUCUGCCUCGACACACAAAAUAACUAUGACAUGUCUUUUCGUUGAGUUCAG
Molecule: messenger RNA, 1865 nt
Organism: Astrephomene gubernaculifera
Lineage: Eukaryota; Viridiplantae; Chlorophyta; Chlorophyceae; Chlamydomonadales; Astrephomenaceae
Source: the annotation of a GenBank genome assembly